AUGACUUUCCUGUGGGCGGCUCUUACUUACCUAGUACUCCUUGAUGUUGCCUGGGGCUGUGGGAACCCAGUCAUUAAGCCCAAUGUGAAAGAUACAGAGAGAAUUAUCAAUGGGGUGGAUGCCAUUCCUGGUUCUUGGCCCUGGCAGGUCUCGCUGCAGACUAGCUCACGGCAUCAUUUUUGUGGCGGUUCCCUGAUCAAUGAGAAUUGGGUUGUUACUGCUGCUCACUGCAAUGUGGAAGCGGGAAUACACUUUGCUUUCUUUGGACUGCAGAACAGAUUUGAGAAUGCUGCGCCAGUCCAAUGGCGAUCCAUAGUCAAGGUGAUCACCAAUCCUGCCUGGGACCCCUACAAUAUAAAUAAUGACGUCACCCUAUUGAAGCUGUCUUCUCCAGUGCAGCUGAAUGACUAUGUAUCCCCGGUCUGUCUGGCUUCUCCCACAGAGGUUUUAACCCCGGAUUUAAAGUGCGUCACAACCGGUUGGGGACGGGACAAGCUAAACUCAUAUGAAUCUGCAGUUAUAUUACAGCAAGUCGUUCUUCCCUUGGUGCAAGUAAACGUGUGCCAGCAAAAACAUUCCUUGCCUAUCACCACUUCUAUGGUAUGUGCAGGUGGAGCCGGAUCCACAUCCUGCCAUGGUGAUUCUGGUGGCCCUCUGGUAUGCCAGAAAGGCUCAACUUGGUAUCUGAUUGGGAUCGUCUCCUGGGGAAGCUCCAGCUGUAAUAUUUAUACCCCUGCUGUGUAUGCCCGAGUCUCCAAAUUCCGCAAUUGGAUUGACCAAGUUGUAGCUAGAAACUGAGGACACUCUGGAGGGAUACAAGACAAAUGCUCUCACGGGGACUCCCCCCAAUGUAGAAAAUAUAUCAACAUACAUUCUCGCAACCGAGAUACGGAAACAAACACACCAGUUUUCAUUUCAAAGAAAAAAAUCUUCUUCCAG
This is a messenger RNA of Ahaetulla prasina, 939 nucleotides long. It is a transcript of the gene CTRL, whose product is annotated as chymotrypsin like. Lineage: Eukaryota; Metazoa; Chordata; Lepidosauria; Squamata; Colubridae. Gene Ontology annotation, biological process: proteolysis. The transcript has 7 exons. Gene Ontology annotation, molecular function: serine-type endopeptidase activity. The record is from RefSeq and is a predicted model, not a curated record. The coding region runs from base 1 to 798 and encodes 265 amino acids.